GAAUGUUUGAAUUUACAACCGAAACGCUUUGGAGUAUUCAGUUUUGCGCUAAAAAGUUGUAUUAAUUUUAUUUAGCAUUGCUAGUGAGUGUUUCUGACUGCAUGAAUUAUAUAUAAACUUAUCUUUACCUAUGAAGAGAGUGCGGUUUGAAACCCCUUUAAAGGUGCGAGAUACAAAUAUAAUGAAUUAUGAAACAGAUUGCCAUUCUCCUCGACCUUACAUAGACAAAGGGAUAAAAUCCAUACCAUCUUUUCAAAGGUUCGAUGACGGGCCUCGCUUGUUGCCGUAUUCCAAUGACCCGAUACAAAGAUUUGAAUUCGGGAAUAGUUCACCGUACGCCACAGUGAAAAAGACCUUAACAUCAGUGAACUUCCCAACGGUUGGAAAUCAGCAAGCUCCUUCAAGUGAUCUUGAUUUGAGCGUGUUGGAUUAUACUUGCCAGGAGCCACGGAAACAACCCCUCAAAAUAUUUUCCGAUGUAACAGUUGACGCGUGUCUUAACGUACCAAACAUACUAAAUAAAAAUUUGACGAACAAAACAAAUUUGGAACCUCCAAAUGUUCUUAGAAAAGGUGACGACUUCUUUUUAAAAAGAGAACAACUUGGGAAAUUAAAGGAAGUAUAUCCCCUAUGUGAGCAAGUAAAUAAAUUAAGUUUAGAAAAAGAGAAUAAUCCAUUAGUAAAGAAAGCUGAAAUAAUGAAGUUAGGAAGUUUACAUAAAAAUAACAUAAUUCCCCAAGCAGAACAAGAAACCUGUGUUGUGGCACUAAAUGAUAAUUAUUGCAAAUGUCAUCACUGUGUUAAAAUAAGUGCACCUUACCAAUUGAUGCAGGCUUGUACAAAAUAUAGAGAGGAGAAUCAAGUCAAUCAAUUCUGUUGCAGAUCUCCUGAUGCCGGAAUAUGCCCUCAUAGUAACUAUAACAUGCAAAUUGUACCUCCACAGCCCAAGUGCAAUUGCCAGAACAAAUUACCCAAUAAUUCAGUUGACAAAAAGAACUGGGCCUUAGAAAAAUAUGAACAGAGUAAAAGAUCUGAGUGUUUAGACUUAGAACAACAAAACACAAUUGUUAAGGAAAAGAGAGAACCCACUGUUACAGAUUUAUAUAAAAUAAUAAAGUUACAAAAUGAACAAUUACAAUUAUUACAAGAGAAGGUCGAUAAAUUCAUAGCUGCAAAUAGAAAAGAGAAUAACCAACCUAAUCCACCUCUCCAAAACUACGUAACCGAACAUGUUACUUUAAAAUCAGUAGAUAGUGAAGAACAUAAAAUAUCAAUUGGUGUUAUGACUAGCUUUGAAAUGGUCCGAACAUCUACAGUUAUCAAUAAAGAAGUAAUAAAGCAAAGUGAAGCGCAGAUACAAUGCAAUAGAUCACAAAUAAGUAUAAAAGAAGUUGUGUCUAAAGCGCAGCCUGUUAAUAUCAAUUUUUUAGAUGGUAUAAGUAAGAAAAAUGAUACAAAUUCUUCUGUUCAUAAUUCUACUCACAAUAAUGAUGAAAUGACAAGGAAUACUGGUUUUGAGGACAAAACUUUUAAUGAGCUCAGUUUGUACAAUGUCCAAGUGGAUAACGCUACUACCCCUAUGAUGUCUCCAGAACAAAGCAUGUAUUUAGAUGUUAAAGAUUAUAGCGACUCAGACACAGAAAGUGAUGAUCCGUCCAAUGUUGGCUGGACUUAUUAUAAUAAAGUAAUGACGCGAGUGAAUGGGAUGCUACAAGAUUCUGAUAUGCCUUCCUCAGCCAGUGCUCUCUACAGAAAUGCAAGACAGAAAUGUUUAAUGCAAAUUGACAAAACAAAUGUCAGUGUGACUAAAAGAGUGACAUUUGGAGAGAACCCAAUACAAAUGCAGCCACCCCAAAUGACUAAUGCUACUACUGAUACAAGUUUAAAAAUGAACCAGUUAGCUGCAAAAUACCUUCAAAAGGGCCAGCAAGCCAGUGUUGCCACAAACAAACCCACGGCUUCCGCUGAGAUGUCUUUUGCUACGAAAAAUUACAUGGAAAGGCAUAAAUUACUACAGGGUAACCACAUAGCACAUAGCCAACCACCACCAAAGCCGCAACAAGAAAUACCAAAAUUUUUGGAUAUAACAGUUUUAAAGCAACAACCUAAGUUAUUAUAGGAUAUACUUUUGUAUACUUUAACAUGUACAUUUAGAUGAAUUGUAUGAAUCAUAUGUUGUAAUAAAAUAAAACAAUUAAUUUAUAGAACA
Molecule: messenger RNA, 2209 nt
Organism: Zerene cesonia (dogface butterfly)
Lineage: Eukaryota; Metazoa; Arthropoda; Insecta; Lepidoptera; Pieridae
Exons: 5
Coding region: 131-2119 (662 amino acids)
Source: RefSeq, a predicted model, not a curated record